Messenger RNA from Porites lobata, 5331 nucleotides. NCBI's taxonomy places the organism in Eukaryota, Metazoa, Cnidaria, Anthozoa, Scleractinia, Poritidae. The record is from the annotation of a GenBank genome assembly.
UGGAAGAAACCAGUGUUCAUUUCAUGCGUCACUUGGUUUUGUAAAGGUGGAGAUGUGAGAAACAUCUUGGAUCUUUUCAGGAGUGAAAUGUGUCUCUGCCCGGAAGAAUUCUCCUUUAAACGUCUCAGACUGUCACAUCCUUACUCCAGUGCGUUUACAACUUCGCCGGUGAGUUGAACAGUGGUUUAGAAUAAGUUACAUGAAUGUAGUUCUUUGAGAAACACUGGACAUGAUUUGCAUUGGGAAUUGCUUGAGGGAUAUUUUCAGUUACUACUACGUGGACGCCAAGAAUCGUAGAAGGACUUGCUAUUUCAAUAGUCAUUCUUCCAUCCUCAUAGAUUCUUCAUUUUGUGGCAUGAACCGCUUUUUCGAUAUCUGAACAGAUUAAUACUUAGAGUCACAAAACACCCAGCAUUAUUCAAACUCAUAUUGGAAAUAUGAUAAUAAACGCUAAGCAACACAUAGUUUUGAAAGGACUAGACACAAAUAACUCGUCUCCCCUUAGCUGUGCUAAUGACUUAAGUUUCCUUAUUAGUUUGAACUAGUUCGCUAAUAAUCCAUCGGGCACAUUGCCUUUAUAAACACCUCCCACCUGUGGCGCCCGCCAAAACCUCGAGAGCAAUGCUUAUAAUUAUGCGAAUGGCGUGCUGUCACGCGCGUUCGUCGCGCUUUGGUCUGCAAAAUCGACAAUAAAUCGAGUUGAAUUUAAUGUCCAACAUUUAGUGUUCGUAGCCCUUGAGAGAAUUGAAAUUAACUUUAAUCAGUACGAAGAAAAAAGGUAAUAUCAUAUAGAAUUAGUAAUAAGUCAGAAGCAUUUUAUACUUAAAGAUAAACAAACAAACAGAAUUUGCAUCUGUUUAACUACAUCAAUCGGCGAUGUGUGCAGAGCUGUACAGUUUUUGAAAACAUGUCAGUCUUUUCCGAUUCUUACCUCUUAUUAUGCCAGGAAUAUAUAAAUUAUCUUUGACUUUUCAAACGAUACUAAAGCAACUAAAAUUUGCAUCUGUUUAAGCGUCUUAUGCGCAAGCAUUAAAAGCACUUGUCAAACGGUUUUUCGUAUAGAAAUUACAUUGGCCCAUGUUCUCUUAUUGCUCUGUGGCAGGGAAAGAUAUAUGAUCUCAGUAAGAAGCAAAAACAAAUGUUCGUGCACGUAAUUUUAUGUACAUCAGCGCAAGCAUUGACGGUUUCGAUAUUUACCGAUUCGUAUAGGGGGAAAGUAAAAUGUCAAAAAAAAGAUUCAUGUACAAUCAAUUUAUUCCGAUUUGAUUAUUAAACAAGCAAAUAAAAAGUUACAUUUUUGUUAAACUGUGUGCCGGACAGAACAUUACAUAUGAAAUACCUUUUCUCAACAGUAUUAAACUGAGAAUGAAAGGACAGAAAGAAAUCGAGCAUUUUUCAUUUGCAUUUAUGUCGGUUGUAAAAUAGAGCCAUGUCGUCUUAUUACACAGUAAUUCAUUUAAAAACUUUUUUGGUGCGAGGCGGGGCGGGGGGGGGGGCAUCGGGGAAUGUGACAGUUUUUACCAUGCUACAAAUGAAUCCCCCCAAGGUGUACUUUGGGUAAUAGGGGAGCGGCGAAUGAUAUAGAUUUUGCUGAAUGAGAUGAAUGAAACUUAAAACCUUAUGGUUAGAAUAAAUAACGCUCAGUCUUAGUGAGUUUAACGCACAUAUAAAACAAAUAGAAUUAAACAAUUAAACAUUGAUGUUUGAUACUGGUUCGACGUUUUUCAAAUAUUUGAAAAAUAUUUAGUUUAAUUUUACAAACGUUUUAACGUACAUAUAUUUUCUUUUAGUUUUGCUGAGCAUAAAAACCCUUGCAGUAGUAGCAGUCUAGAGUGGAUUUCCAGUAAAUAUUGCUAAAAUUUAAGGAUGCUAUUACUGGGAAACCGCCAUUUUGAUAGAUUGCGAGUGCUCGUUUAUUCACAGUCACGGUAGACCGAGAGUAAUUUUACUUUUCGCUCGCUGGCACCGGGCUAUGAGGAAAGAAAAACGACCGCUCGCGGCCUAUGAUUUUGACUUUUCCAAAAUCCAAAAUAUUUUUAUUAGUUCCUUAUCUUUACCACUUUCACCGCUAUACUAAGUUUUACGUUUGGCUUAAAGAUUGAAAGGAUUAAAUACUGGCUCUUCUUAACUCCUUCGAUCCUACACAAUAUUAUGGCAAGAUUGUUUGUCACUCAAAGUUUUAAGUUUGUAGACGAAAUCCUAUGCGGUGUUACCAUUCAAAAGAAACCACUUUGGCAGAACUUUUGCAUUGUGCUAUUUACUUAGUAUGUUGUUCAAACGUUCAAGUCUGUGGAUGAAAUCCUUUUGUGCUACCAUUCAAAUGAAACCCCUUCAGCAUGCAUGGUACUAUUGAUUUAGUAUGUAGUUCUGACUUUAGAGUCUGUGGGUGAAAUCCUAUGGUGUUACCAUUCAAAUGAAACCUCUUUAGCAAUACUUUCACAUGGUACUAUUUAUUUAGUACGUAGUUCUAGCUUUUGAGUCUGUGGAUGAAACCCUAUGAUAUGACCAUUCAAAUGAAACCUCUUCAGCGGUACUUUCACAUGGUACUCUUUAUUUAGUAAGUAGUUCUAAUUUUUGAGUCUGUCGGGAUGAAAUCCUAUGGUGUUACCAUUCAAAUGAAACCUCUUUAGCGAUACUUUCACGUGGUCCUAUUUAUAUAGUAUGUUUUUCUAACUUUUGAAUCUGUGGAUGAAAUCCUAUAGUGUUAUACCAUUCAAAUGAAACCUUUUUGGUGGAACUUUUGCAUAUUACUAUUUGUCAUUUAGGAUUUUACAAAACAAAUUUGAUUUGUUUUGGAGGGGGGAGUGCUUUGCUUACUAAAAACCAUUACCAUCAUCAUCAGUGCUGUCAAGUACUAUGGCUACCCUCUUCGUCGUCAUCAUCAUCAUCAUCUUCUUCAAAGUAGUUACUAUCGCAAUCAAAAUCAUUAUCAUCAUCAUCAUCAUCACCAUCACCAUCAUCAGUGACUUCCAUCAUUUUUAGCCCAGCGCAGCAACGAACCUCAACAUACCUAGGAUGUGUAGAUUUAUGUUGUACUUUUUUUUUCUUUCAGUGGCUGCCACUUCCUCUGUUUCUCUUUUACCGAUUGGUCGCCGCUUUUUAUUUCCUGUCAUGGCUAAUCUACAGUGGCUUCAAUGACGGCGGCUAUUGGUUCAUUUACCUCAGCAACUGGGUCUUCACUAUCGUAACCGCUCAUUUCCUGCUGGCAAUGUUCAUCACCACACACUAUUGCUGCGGUGCGGGGGUCGAAGACGAUCCGGCGGGCUACGGACCUCGCCGCUUCAAGUCCGAAACUUACAUCGUAGGACUGUCUUCUGAAGACGAAGGCAACGAAUCCAAGGAACAGUCGUACGUUAAAGCCAAAGAUGAACACGACGAUUUGUCACUUUGGACCAAGGUAUCUUGGGUAAUCUUCACCAUAGCAAGUGUCAACAGCCUGGUGAUGACCAUCGCUUACUGGUCAGCAGUGUACACUCCUGGUGAGGAGAUCGACGGCGUGAGUGUAAAUGAGCACAUCCUGGCAGCGGUCUUCAUGUUGAUUGAAAUAACAAUCAGCAAUAUCCCAGUUCGCCUUUUGCAUUUUAUUUAUUCUCAUGUUUUCGCAUCCAUCUAUAUGCUUUUUACCGUGAUUUACUGGGGUGCAGGGGGAAGAGAUAAAGAUGGCAAUCGCUACAUUUACAGAAUGCUUAAUUAUCAGGAACAGCCAGGAACCGCUAUCCUCGCUGUGUUUCUUAUCCUGAUCAUCUUGCAAAGCGCAGUGCAUCUGUUCCUUUUCGCGUUGUUCAGAUUUAGAACAUGGUUGAUUUCUAAAUAUCCGCAGUAACUAAUUUCUUCCUUAAGGUGGAUUUCCAGUGUCGCGCAAUUUUUACGUGCGAACGCCCGUAAAUUCUACGCGCGUAAAUAAAAUAGAGGCCAUGUAGGAAAGGUCACUCUUACAGACUCCCUUAAACGUAAAAGUUGAAUCUCUCUUAACUUUUACGUUUACGCGCGACCUUUCAUAAAUUGCCUCUAUUUCAUUUACGCGCUUAAAUGUUAAAAACGUAAAAAUCACGGGGCAGUGCACGUGGAAAUCCACCUAAGCAAUAACUAUAUAGGGGAGAAGGUAAUGCCGUUGGCUGUUUAGACUACAUGUAUGUCUUCGGUUAACACCGCCACACCCUUGGGAAAGGGUAGACAAUUACUAGUUAUGGAUUAGGGAGAAAACUAUAGCAAAAUUUGUUUUUCACGCAUGAACUUUGACGGACCAGCUGCUCUUACUUUAAAGAUUGAACAAUCAUCGAUACCUUUUCUCACCAUACACAAAGUUAUUAUUUUAGUUCUAUUAACUAACCGAGACGAAAUAACCCCUGAAUAACAUGGCUUACAAUCAUUUAUCAGACUCACCUACAUCGAGUUGAAAGACUGUAGUUGUCGGAGAGAGAUGGUGAUACUAUCUUGUGUACAGUCUAUAAGGGUCUGUAUAGUCUUAAAAAUAGUGAGAGGUUGACCUGUGGAAGGGUAUACUUAUAUUACUGACCAAACUGUCUCUUCAUCGUUUGAACGCUAAUUUUUCUGGGCCAUUGUUGAGAUAUGUGAAACCACAUCGGCCUCACGAUGGAGAGACAAUCAUAGCCAGGUAUAGCAAAGCAGUUUUCAGUUGCCAAUGUUUUCUGUCAAGCAGUACUAGAUUUAAUUCAUAAUAAAACCUAGAAUCCCAAUGGGAAGUUCUGCUUGAGCAAGCACUACGUCUUCGCAAAAAAUUUAUCUUUGAGCACUAUACAGAGGGGUCGGCUUUUGCAAAUGCGAGGGUAAGCAUGGUGUUUCACUAAUAAGUAAUGGCUGAGACCAGAGAUCUCCAAAAACAAGGCAGCUAAAAGUAGCCGAAACCGAAACAGUAUGCAGUACUACUUCCAUGCCCUCAAAUGCCUGAAAUACUGACAAACUGAUGAGGAGAAAUGAGAGGAGGUCAGGGGCUUGUCAUUAUUUAAUUUUAUAGGAAGCUUAAGCAACGGCUAACGCUGAACUCCCCGACGUCAUGAAUAGCAACCGGAAGUUCGAUGUCUUGCUUGAUGGAACGAUUCUGUCUCACACAACGCAUCGGGAUGCCUUUGUUUUAACUCCACUCUUACGGAUUUUUCGAUUCAGAGCACUGAAAAAGAAAAAAUGCCAACUUCUAGUUGCCAUUUUUGACGUCCGGGACGUCAACGUUCUCGUUGCUUAAGGUCUCUAAUAACUUGCGCACGACAAGACACGUUUGAUGCUUUCUGUCACUUAAGGAAACACUUGAUUUGAAUAUUAUAUAAAAUAAGUUGUAUUCAAUGAUGAAGUACAAAAGUGUGUAUUGUAUUAAAC